GCCCUCUCGCGUGGCCCUCGCGGCUCGCCGUAGCGCGGUGGCGGCGGCGGCGGCGCGCCCGGGCUGGCGGUGCAUGAACCCACGAGAAAGGGGGAAGUCCUCAGGCGGCAGCAUCCUCUCCAGAAGUUCUGUUCUAGCUGUCUGUCUUACCUCCACUCUGGAGCUGGUGCCUGUGAAGAAUGACCUCACGGGGUGCUGGGACGGCUCUGUCAAGGAAGAACUACAGGCUGAGCACUGGGCCAGACAAGUCCAAGGUUGCAGGGAUUGUGAACAGCAGGCUACUGAAUGACUAUCUGCAUCGGGUCUUCUCCAGUGCUGAUGGGAACCAGCCUGCAGCUGCUUACAGAAAGCACCUGACGUUCCAGAACCUGCAGGAGCACCUCGACCGGUUGCUAGCAGAGGAGAAUGGCUCUGAAGACAGCCAAGAUCAGUUGACAGAGGGCCGGCUCGGUCCCUCUACUGUGGUUCUGGACCACACGAGUGGCUUUGAGGGGCUCCUGCUGGUUGAUGAUGACUUACUUGGGGUGAUUGGCCACAGUAACUUUGGCUCUAUCAGGGCCACAACGUGCGUGUACAAAGGGAAAUGGAUUUAUGAGGUGCUUAUCUCCUCCCAGGGACUCAUGCAGAUUGGCUGGUGUACUCUCAACUGCAGAUUUAAUCAGGAGGAAGGAGUUGGAGAUACUCCAGAUUCCUAUGCGUAUGAUGGCAAUAGGGUGCGCAAGUGGAACGUGACCACUACCAACUAUGGCAAAUCUUGGGCUGCAGGAGACAUCGUCAGCUGUCUGAUAGACCUUGAGGAAGGCACUAUUGCUUUCUGCCUAAACGGCAUCUCUCUAGGAACUGCUUUUGAUAACAUCACGAGAGGUGCUGGAAUGGCUUACUUCCCUGCCAUCAGUCUCUCGUUCAAAGAGUCUGUUGCUUUUAACUUUGGAAGCCGUCCACUUCGUUAUCCAGUGGAAGGCUACCGCCCCUUGCAAGACCCUCCUGUUGCAGACCUCGUGAAGGCUCGCAGGCUGCUGGGCUUCCUGAAGAAUGUGAUCCAUAUCGGGAUCGAUGUGACGGAGGGGAAGCUGGUGGAGAAGGAUGCAUCCAUGUGGCAGCUGCAGGGAGAACCCACAGUGCUGAUUACAUUGGCCCACAUCUUCAAUUAUUUCUCCCCUCUUAUGUGCAAGGUGUACCUGGUGGAAGAUGUGCUCAUGACCUUCCUGUUGAGCAUCCUGGAGCGAGGAGGGGCAGUGGAGGCCCAUCCCCUUAUUCAGCAGCUGCUGGAUCUCAUGUGGCUUCUCAUGGAGGAAUAUGAAGUGCACGAGUGCCUCAAGCAGCUACUGAUGUCACUGCUGCGGGCCUACAGGUUCUCUCCUAUCAUCCCAGACCUAGGAUUACAAAUUCACUACCUCCGGCUCACCAUUGCAGUCUUGAAGCAUGAGAAAUCCAGGAAAUAUCUCCUCAGCAAUGUUCUCUUUGACGUGCUCCGUUCAGUUGUGUUCUUCUACAUUAAGAGCCCGCUGCGUGUGGAGGAGGCUGGUUUGCAGGAGCUCAUUCCCACCACGUGGUGGCCAAACCGCUUCACCAAGGAGGGCAAGGAGAGUAAGGAGGUGAAGGAGGAGAGUGCUGAGGAAAGACUGAGGCGGCGGGCGUAUGAAAGAGGCUGCCAGCGGCUCAAGAAGCGCAUUGAAGUGGUGGAAGGUCUCCAGGUUCAAAUUCUGAAGCUGCUGCUGAACAACAAGGACAGAGGAGGGGGGGAAGCAUCCAGAUACAUCUUCCUGAACAAAUUCCGCAAGUUUCUUCAGGAAAAUGCUAGCAAUAGAGGGAACUUGACUGUGUUGUGCCCACCAGAGUACAUGGUGUGCUUCCUGCACCGGCUCAUUGCUGCCCUGCGUUUCUUCUGGGAUGGCCACAAGGCAAAGGCACCUGCUGCGCUGAGCAGCGAAGAGGCAUAUGUCCCUCCCCAACUUUUCUAUAAUGGGAAGGUGGAUUAUUUUGACCUUCAGCGACUCGGAGGUCUUCUGUCUCACCUCAAGAAGACUCUGAAAGAUGACCUGGCUGCAAAAGCCAAUGUCCUAAUUGACCCUGCGGAGCUGCAGGCAGUGACUAUGGAUGAUCUGGAUGAAGAUGAGGAAUCAGCAACAUCAGCAGCACAGUCUCAGCGUCCCUCUGCCACCCUAGCCAUUGGUGGAGCUCUUGCCAGACCUGGCUGGCUCAGCUCUCCCACCCUGGGCCGUGCCAACCGUUUCCUCAGCACAGCGGCCGUCAGCCUGAUGAACCCACGGCGACCUCUUGGUACCCUGGAGAAGGUCAAAGUACGCACUCUAAGUGUGGAACAGCGUACAGAGGAGGACAUUGAAGGCAGCAAUGGAAAUGAGGGUCUCUUACUGGGGAGACCUCCAGAGGAGCCAGACCAGCCCAUCACAGAGAACUCCCUCCUGGAAGUCCUGGAUGGGAUAGUGAUGAUGUACAACCUCAGUGUCCACCAGCAGCUUGGGAAGAUGGUUGGUGUGUCAGAUGAUGUGAAUGAGUAUGCUAUGGCACUGAAGGACACAGAGGAAAAAAUCAGCCGCUGCCCAAAGAGAAGGAGAGACAUCCAUGAGGAGCUGCUGAAGAGCCAGAAGGUCUUCUCUGAGAAACUCAACCACCUAAGCCGCCGCCUUGCCUGGAUAAAUGUCACCAUCUAUUCAAAGGAGAAGAUGCAGGAUAUCUACUGGCUGCUGAGAGUGUGCAUCCGCACCAUCGAGCAUGGUGACAGGACAGGCUCGCUUUUUGCUUUCAUGCCAGAGUUCUACCUCAGCGUGGCUAUGAACAGCUACAGCGCACUCAAGAACUACUUCAGUCCUGUCAAUAGCAUGGAGGAACUUCCAGGCUAUGAGGAAACCCUGAUGCGCCUCGCUGCCAUCCUGGCCAAACACUUUGCUGACUCAAGGAUUGUGGGCACAGACAUCCGGGACUCCCUGAUGCAGGCGCUGGCCAGCUAUGUCUGCUACCCCCACUCGCUGCGUGCUGUAGAGAGGAUCCCAGAAGAGCAGCGGAUCUCCAUGAUGAAGAACCUCCUGGCUCCCUACGAGCAGCGGCCCUGGGCGCAGACCAACUGGAUCCUCGUCAGGCUGUGGAGGGGCUGUGGCUUUGGAUACAGAUACACGCGGCUCCCACACUUGCUGAAAACCAAGCCUGAGGAUGCCAGCCUCCCCAGCCUGCAGAAGCCGUGUCCCUCCACCCUGCUGCAGAGGCACAUGGCAGACCUGCUCCACAGCGACUGUGACUUGGCCCCCAGCUUCCUGAACAGCGUCCUCAACCAACUGAACUGGGCUUUCUCCGAGUUCAUUGGCAUGAUUCAGGAGAUCCAGCAGGCCGCAGAGCGCCUGGAAAGGAACUUUGUGGACAGCCGCCAGCUGAAGGUGUGCGCCACGUGCUUCGACCUAUCGGUCAGCCUGCUCCGCGUGCUGGAGAUGACUGUCACUCUUGCCCCCGAGAUCUUCCUGGACUGGAAUCGCCCAUCGUCGGAGCUGCUGCUUCGGAGGCUCGCCCAGCUCUUGAACCAGGUGCUGAACCGUGUGACAGCUGAAAGGAAUUUGUUUGACAGAGUGGUCAACCUCCGUCUGCCAGGACUGGAGAGCGUGGACCAUUACCCGAUCCUCGUAGCUGUGACAGGAAUACUGGUCCGGCUGCUGGUGGACAGUGAUGCACAGGGCAGCCAGGACAGCACAGUGACAAACCAGAAGUGCUGUACCCUGUUGUGCAGCUGGAAAGUGGUGAGUCUGAGGCUGUUUAUCAGGGCUUUACAGCCACCUCCUUGAACACUGGAAAGCAGAGGUAAAUAAGAAGCAGUGGAAUGGUGCAAGAAAGCAUUGUGUCCUUAUGGUGGGACUGGCUGAGUGGGAGAGGCACAAGGUGAGACAGGAGGAAGCCCAGGAAAAAUUUUCUCUAAAACAAAAUGCUUGUGCAUUAUUUUGCAAAGCCCAGCAAUAAUUCUGAGAUUUGAUACACCACUGAUCUAUAAAAGGCAGGCAGGCUUUGCAGGGAAGUUGCUCAGGUCAAACAAGACAUAGAAGUACCAAGGCUGAGCAUCCCAAAGGCAUCCUUGCUCCCAGAGCAGGGAGUAGGCAGCCUGCUGGUACCAACAGUGUAACUGUGGGCAGAUAACUCUCAUGGAAGGAGAGCUGAGCACUCCCCUUCGUGACAGCUCUGAGUUGGUGAUCCAGGGCUGUGCCUUGCCUACAGGGUGGUUCUGCUCAGUACAGCACAUUCAGAACCAGCAAACAGGGCUGCAGGACCAGGAGGUGCAGCGGGACUGAGUAUGGCCCUAUUGAGGUCUCUGCCCACAGUCACCCUAAUGCAGGGAGGUGGCACAGCGCAGCAGCAGCCAGCACAAAGCAGGCAUGGGGAGGUGUCCUUUUCCAAGGUCGUGAGCAAGAGGAUCCUUCUUGGAGAGAAAAAGGAGAAUUAAACCUUUAUCGAGUCGGUUCCGUCCCGCAGGAGAUGGCUGCUGUGGGUUGUACUGCUGCAAGGAGCCAGCAGCAAGGAUCCCAUCCCCAGGUUCUGUCUGUCGAACCUGUUUAUGUGGACCCAAGAGGAGACAGCCCUCCUUUUCCCUUUUUUGCUUGCUCUCAGUCGGGCAAGCAGGUAAGAGGAUGGGAUUCCCCUUCUGCAGAAGCACUACCUGGAGGUAGGAGUAGGAAGAAAUUUAUUCCAGGUCCCCUUUGGCACCUCCCAGAUUUCCAGAAACCGUUAGCAGAGCGAUUACAUCACAGGAGUUUGCUCAGAGGAACCUCUCUAUAGGAAUUACCCAGAACUAGCUGUUGAGCUGCUGGGUUCCAUGCAGAGAGCUCUGCCCCGGAGGGUGAGGACAAAGGGCAGGAGGACCUCCUGUCACCUCUUUGCUUGAGUGAGCUUUCUCUGUCUGUGAGCUGACCAGGCGCUGGGGGCUUUGCCCUGGGACGGCACACACAGCAGGGAGAGCAGGGCUCUGCACAGUGCCCUGGGUGCAGCAGGACGUGGCCUGAUGCUGUCCAGCAGGAUAGGCUCAGCCAGGCAUCAAGUCCUCCUAUUACGGCCUCCUGGCACAAAAAGGGCCAUUAAGCACAGGAAUAGGGAACAUUGCCCGGGCUGGGAUGUGAGGAGACAAUUGAUACAUGGUGUGUGUUAGUCCGAAAUGCACUCCUUGGUUCUGUGAGGAUGGCUGUGCUGCUCGCAGCACUCAGUGCCCAGCGCCUGCUCUGCUGAGCCCCAAAGCCUGGCCAGCCAGUCCUGGCCCUGGCACCGGGGUAAGGAGGAAAGCUGUGAGCUGGUACCCGAGCAUCCUGCAAGAGCUGCUGGCCUGGGCAAGAGCAGAGCCUGAGGACUUUCACGCUCAGCUCACUCCUGAGGGGUGAGACUCACAGAUGGGCAGGGUGCAGGAUAGAGCCUGCCUGCUCAUAGUGGGGUCUGCAGCAGAGCUGUUCCUGUCUCCACAAUAGAGACGUGGCAGCAGUGUCACUGAUGGUGCUCCCAAUGCUAACGGGAUGCCCGUGUGCUCCGUGCUUUGCCAGGCCCUAAUGACCAUCCUUUGCUUUUAUGGGGAGGAGAGAGAAGGUGGGAGCUGAGCCUGGAGCUGCUCUGAAUCACUGGGACCAUGCCAAGGACCCGGGCAGCCUUCAGCCAGUAUCAUCCCCCUGUUUGUCUGCUAAAUAAUUGAGCAGAUUUUCUAUUAAGCCUCCUUUGGACUGAGCUAAUGGAGCCAAGUUGGCCAGAUCUUGUGUAAUGAUCCUGAUGAGAGCGAGUGAUGGGGGAAAGGGCAGUGCCCGAAGGUUCUCCGCAGGUGUCUGCGUGUGAGGGGACUCACUUGGUGGCAGUGGGGCUCUGGUUUGGAGGGCUGGGAUGUGUUCAGGAGUUUGGUGUGUUUGUUGGAAGCACAGCUGUGAUGGAGCCUUCCAGGGAGCUCGCAGGGAGUGCCACCCAGAAGGUGGGGAGGACAGAGGGAAGCACUGCAGUCACCUGGCUACCGACUGCUUCACUCACUGCACCCUGAGCAGGGGGUGCACAGGCUGGGGUCUGCAGUGCCCUGUGGGGAUGGCACGGGCUGGGGCACCAAGCUUUGCUGCCUGUGCCUCUUUGGAAGUCCAUGAGUGUGGUAAGGGAGGGACCCAGGUGCAAUCAGCCCCAGGAUGGGAGGGUAGGAGAGAACCAAGAUGUGGAGCAUGGGGAACAGAUGAUCCUUGGGCCCCGCACACUCGUGUUGCUGUGCUGCAGGCCAACCCAUGGCGUGGCAGCCAGCCAGGCCAGAGUGAUUACAGGUGGCUGCCAGGAGGGGAUGGUGGUGAUGGAGACCAUCUGCUGUAUUUCCAGCCCUGCCUGUUAGGGAGGCCAUGCCCGUGGCUGUGCUUUCCAUGGCUGAGAUUUACCAUUCAAGCUGCUUGAGGGGCUGCUCUGAGCAUUACAGCACCUUGCUGGAGCUGCACUGCAGGGCUGAGUCCUUUCCUGGCACCAGAACAGUGUGACACACUGCGAUGGGGUUUUCCUGGGAAACAGGGAGCCCUUGUGACAGGCACUGAAACAGCCACGUCCAUGGCACUGUGGGAUGGGGUCGGGCAGCUGCAGGGAGCAGCAGGCCCCUUGCUUUGGGGUGGAUGGUACCAGCCCCUCACCUCAGCACCUCUCUGGAAUGCUGUUCCGGAAUCUGAGGUGAAGCAUCAGCAUGCUGCCAUGAUGCAGCAACCACAUCCCUCAGCAAGGGAUGGCUUUGCUCACGCAAAAGCAGGGCGGUAGGAUUCCCAUUGUAAAGGGCAGACCCGUAUCCCCCUCAGUGGGAUCCCUGCAUGGGAGCAGAGCCAGGGGACGGUACCACCGCAACUCCCCAGGCCCAGCAGCAGCUGGCAUGGCUGCUCAGCAUCCCGGGCUCAUUAGCAGUGCUGUGCUAACACAAGGGGACAGCGGGUGCAGGCAGUGAGGCAGGGCCGGCAGCAGCUGUCAGUCCCCAUCCCUCGCCAAGCAGGGGCUGCAGGGCUGAUGGCACAGGGCUGCACAGGGCUGCUGUUUCAGGUGGCGAGCCCGAGCGCUUUAGGCAGGGCUGACUUUGUGCUGGAAAUAAGCUGCUUGUCUCUGUGCUGGAAGAGUGGAAGGAUGGGCAAGAGCUGUGUUCUCUCAUGGUGACUGUGCAGGGGUGGUUGUGUCCCUAUGCUUGGCUCCGUGCCCCUCUGUGGUGUCCCCCCUUCCCUCAGUGUCAAGGCCGGCCUGCUCCUGAGCAAGUAAAUCUCCCAUCCCUCUGAAUGCUGCUGGUUCCUUAAUGUGCUGUGUGCCACUGCUGCUGCCCCCUCCCCACCUCACAGAUGCUACCUCCUGGGGACAAGUGACCAGAGGCCCCCCCAGCCCUCAACACUGCAUGUCACACUAACCCCACGCAGAUCAUGGGAGUCCUGUAGCCCCCAGCCCAGCUGCCCUGCCGUGAGGACAAGGAGACACACAGCCCAGCAUGAGCUUAAAAAAAUAGGCAUUUUUUUAUUCAAAUGUAACUGGAGAGUGAUGGCCCGAGAGAGGAGAGCAUUACUCACAUUUAUUGACAGGCUCAUUAGGUUACUGCCUCAAUAGCUGUGCUCGAGCAGCGCGCGUCCAUCUCAAGGAGAAGCAGCGAGCACAGGCAGUGCAGGAGACCUCAGCGUCCUUGGUGGCAUGGGGAGCUGCAAGCAGCGCUGCGUCAGUCACCUCCUGGUGCCCGACAUCACUAUGUACAGCUUUGGGGGUGUUCAGAGGCAAAAACAUGCGAUGUUUGCUUGGCUGGGUGCUGAGCCCCCUCUUUGCCACGCGGUCCCCCCGUGGAUGUGUGGGGCCACAGGACCGCGCUCCCUCCACUCCAAGUGGCUGGGGACAGUGGCAUGGCCCCGAGGACAGCACUGGGGGGAUUGGGUUGGGAGCACUGGGCUGGAUCUUGCACACCCACGGCCACAGCCCUGGCAUCACUGCUGCCUGGACAAAACAGGGAUUGCAGGCGUGCUGAGUCCAUCAGUGUUGCCCUUGUGUCAGCGGCUGAAGCUGGGCAGGUGGUGCUGAACCCC
Molecule: messenger RNA, 8018 nt
Organism: Tympanuchus pallidicinctus (lesser prairie-chicken)
Lineage: Eukaryota; Metazoa; Chordata; Aves; Galliformes; Phasianidae
Gene: RNF123
Product: ring finger protein 123
Exons: 36
Coding region: 180-3788 (1202 amino acids)
Cellular component (GO): cytoplasm
Molecular function (GO): protein binding; ubiquitin-protein transferase activity
Source: RefSeq, a predicted model, not a curated record